AUGAUGCAAACAACAGAUGAGACAGUACGUCAUUCUAUGACUAUUCAACACCUGCCGAAGUAUCAACGUAACCCUAUUAAAUGGCAGUUAUAAGUCUCAUUAUCAAUGAACGAUGAAAUAAAAGAAAUUAUAUCAUUAAAAAAUCCAAUAAAUAGCAUUAAAACAAUCAU
Molecule: messenger RNA, 170 nt
Organism: Nezara viridula (southern green stink bug)
Lineage: Eukaryota; Metazoa; Arthropoda; Insecta; Hemiptera; Pentatomidae
Source: the annotation of a GenBank genome assembly